Myxocyprinus asiaticus (Chinese sucker) is the source of this 2454-nucleotide messenger RNA. RefSeq names its product gonadotropin subunit beta-1-like. Lineage: Eukaryota; Metazoa; Chordata; Actinopteri; Cypriniformes; Catostomidae. Gene Ontology annotation, biological process: G protein-coupled receptor signaling pathway; ovulation. Gene Ontology annotation, cellular component: extracellular region; cytoplasm. The record is from RefSeq and is a predicted model, not a curated record. The coding region runs from base 1750 to 2166 and encodes 138 amino acids. The transcript has 3 exons. Gene Ontology annotation, molecular function: hormone activity.
AGGCAGCAUAAAUAAUAAGACUAUAAAUAAUCCAUAAGAAUCCAGUGGUUAAAUCCCUAUCUUCAAACGCAAUAUGAUAAGUGUUAGCAGGGGCAUAGAUUCCUCCCAAUAUUUAUACCAUGAUCAAUGGAAAUAUGUAAAUGCUUCAUGCUGCAACUCCCCCAAUGUUCAAGCCAAAUCUAUGCCCUUGAGUGUUAGUGAGAAACAGAUCAAUAUUUAAGUCCUUUUUUUUUUUAACUGUAAAUCUACACUUUCAUUUUCACUUUUCACAUUCAGCCACCUACUGAUUGGGUCUGGUCAAAGGGGAAGAUUUAUAGGAAAAAAUUACUUAAAUAUUGAUCUGUUUCUCACCCAAACCAAUCAUAUCGUCUCUGAACACAUGGAUUUAACCACAGGAGUUGUAUAGAUUACUUUUAUGCUGCCUUUAUGUCCUUUUUGGACCUUCUGAGUUUUAGCCACCAUUCACUUGCAUUGUGAGGAACAACAGAGCUGAAAUAUUCUUCUAAAAGUCUUUAUUUGCGUUCGGCACAAGAAAGAAGUCAUACGCAUCUGGCAUGAGGGUGAGUAAAUGAUGAGAGAAUUUUCAUUUUUGGGUGAACUAUCCCUUUAAGGCAGUUUUGAUUAAACAAGUUACUUACUAAUGUAAAAAUAAAUGCAAAGACUGAAGUAUUACAUUACUUUUAUUCCCAAAUCCUUAUAUCACAAACAGUAGCCUAAAUGUGCUGUGGUGGAGGAGACAGCCCAUUCAUUCCGUUAGAUCUUCCAUGGUGGUAUAUCAUUGUUCUAUCAUAUAUGGCCUCAUAUCUUUCACAGCAGUUGUGCUUUGGAAAUUAAAAACAGCCGUGUCAUAUUGUGAAUAUACAGUAUAAGGCUGAAGUUGUUGUAAACAACACCCUUCAGCCAUGACUAUAUUCACAAUAAAGCAUGACCUCUUGUACAUUAUUGUUUAAUUAGGAUAUGUUUUGAUGCCUGUUAUAACACUUUGCUUACAGGAAUCACCUCCGUCCGUUUCGAGAGAAGUAUUAGAAAUUUUUCCAAAAGUAAUGCAGGUAAAAACUGAACAGAUGCAGGGAAGAUUAAAGACUGAUUCGUUUUUAGGAACUAAAAACUAACAGACAAUUCUCUAAUAGAAAUGUUUUUAAAUAUAACCUUUUUAGCAAAUCUCCUUCAACAUGAAAUUUCCCUUGUUAAAUUAAUGAACCAGACAUGUGUGGUUCCUCUAGUGAAGACAUCUGAAACUGCUGUAUUCAUUAUCGAAACCAUGUUCCUGAGACAAUUGAGUUCCACUGGAUUUCAAUCCAACAUCUGUGCUGCAGAAUACUGACCUUAAAAACCAGAGCAGCAGUGAUGGCCUUUACAUAGAUCCUAUUUUGUCUAAGCCUUUCCCAGACUGAAUGCCAUGGCCACAAGGCUUUAGGGAUUUGUGCCACCUCCACUAAUACAAAUGCAGCAGUAUGAUAAGACAUGGUUGCUCUCAUCCAGAGGUGGGCGUCAAGUUUUACAGGAGAGUAUAAGUGCCCAUAUGUAUGGAGAGGAAGGGAUUUUGCCUCAGCAAAUCUCCAGCAGGUAGGACUGAUGUGAACACUCUUUUUACAGUUUAGUUUGACGUAGUUCUGUAUCCAGUGGUUAGUUGCUUUGCCCAAAUGUAAUAUUUAUAGAUCAGUUUGUCAGGUUUUAUCUUUCCUGUUUAAAAAGUAAUUCAGGCAACUUUUUAAUUUGGCUAGGCUAUGUGAGCUGGUUUCCUGGACUAUGGAUUUGGAUAUACUUUCAAUGAUGAGGAUGCGCUUCGUUGUUAUGGUAAUGCUGUUGCCAGUGCUAAUGAGGGCAGGAUCAGAAUACAGUUCCAGCUGUCGACUUACCAAUAUCUCUAUUACUGUCGAAAGUGAGGAAUGUGGAAGCUGCAUCACAAUUGACACCACUGCUUGUGCCGGGCUCUGCAUAACUCAGGAAAGAGUUUACCGUAGCCCCUUGUUGCAGUCCUACCAGAACACCUGUAACUUCAGAGAAUGGACCUAUGAGACCUAUGGGUUCAAAGGCUGCCCUGUCGGGGCUGACUCUGUUUUCACCUACCCUGUGGCCCUCAGCUGUGAGUGCAGCAAGUGUAACAGUGACAUCAUGGACUGUGGAGUUCUUAGCCAGCAGACAACCAGUUGCAAUGCACAUUAGAGCUAAAGACCCUGCUCUGUACACAUGUUAAAAAGCCCUUGGUACCAUUUUGAAUAUCAACAAUUUUCAAUGACAAGUAAUGGCUUUUCAUGACAUGUUAUGUGCUGUACUUUGCAGAAUGGAAUAAAACAUCUAAAAUACAAAUAUUUGUUUGAACAAGUGUAAUACAUGCAUUUGUAAUACUGUAUGCCUCUAAAUGUAACACCGUAAUAACCCAUUACAGACAAGAUUUGAUUUAUGUUUAAGAUUUUGGCAACACUUUACAAUAAGGUUCCAUUAGUUAACAUU